Molecule: messenger RNA, 2074 nt
Organism: Bufo bufo (common toad)
Lineage: Eukaryota; Metazoa; Chordata; Amphibia; Anura; Bufonidae
Gene: PPWD1
Product: peptidylprolyl isomerase domain and WD repeat containing 1
Exons: 11
Coding region: 36-2000 (654 amino acids)
Biological process (GO): protein peptidyl-prolyl isomerization
Molecular function (GO): protein binding; peptidyl-prolyl cis-trans isomerase activity
Source: RefSeq, a predicted model, not a curated record
GGCGUGUCGCGGGAUAGUGACGUUCUACGGCAAGCAUGGCGGACAGGAAGCGGCGAGCCAGGAGAAGCAGCAGCAGUAGUAGUACUAGUAGUAGCAGCAGCUCUAGCUCCAGGUCUAGUAGGGAGGACGAGAAGCGGGUGAAGCGGGAGAAGCAGGAGAAGCCGGAGAAGCCGCAGAAAAGAGAGGAGGAGGAAGACGAUGGCGGCUGGGUGGGACCGCUUCCAGCUGAGGCAACUCAGAGCAAGAAGCGGAAAGUUCUGGAGUUUGAGAGAGUUUACCUGGACAACCUCCCCAGCGCUUCAAUGUACGAGCGCAGCUACAUGCACCGCGACGUCAUCUCCCACAUCGUAUGCACCAAGACGGACUUUGUUAUAACUGCUAGCCACGAUGGGCAUGUCAAGUUCUGGAAGAAAGUGGAAGAAGGAAUUGAAUUUGUGAAACAUUUCCGCAGUCAUUUGGGCGUGAUAGAGAGCAUUGCGGCCAGCUCCGAAGGCUCACUUCUCUGCACUGUUGGAGAUGACCAAGCGAUGAAAGUCUUUGAUGUCGUCAACUUUGAUAUGAUCAACAUGCUGAAGCUUGGCUAUCAUCCUGGUCAGUCGGAAUGGAUCUACUGUCCUGGGGACGCAAUCUCGGCAGUGGCCUGUUCUGAGAAGAGCACAGGGAAGAUUUUUGUGUAUGACGGUCGUGGAGAUAAUAAACCAAUGCACGUUUUUGUUAAGCUGCACUCUUCACCUUUAACUGCGAUCCGGCUGAACCCCGUGUACAAAGCGGUGGUGUCGUCAGACAAGAACGGGAUGAUUGAGUACUGGACUGGGCCUCCCCGUGGUUACAAAUUCCCCAAUAACGUGCAUUGGGAAUUCAAAACAGACACAGACCUCUAUGAGUUUGCCAAGUGUAAAACGUGUCUCACAGGCAUUAAUUUUUCCCCGGAGGGUAAAAAAAUGGCGACUAUUGGAGCCGAUAGGAAAGUUAGGAUCUUCCGUUUUUUAACUGGGAAACUGAUGAGAGUCUUUGAUGAGUCACUAAGUAUGUUCACAGAGUUACAGCAGAUGAGGCAGCAGCUUCCAGACAUGGAGUUUGGGAGACGCAUGGCCGUGGAGCGCGAGCUGGAGAAGGUGGAUGCCCUUAAACUAAUAAACAUCAUUUUCGAUGAGACCGGCCACUUUGUGUUGUAUGGGACUAUGCUCGGCAUCAAAGUUAUUAAUGUAGAAACAAAUAGGUGUGUGCGUUUCCUGGGCAAGCAGGAAAACAUCAGGGCAAUGCAGCUGGCUUUGUUCCAAGGUGUGCCCAAAAAGCACCGCGCUGCCUCCACAGUGGAGAUGAAGGCAUCAGAUAACCCCGUCCUCAUGAGCGCCCAUCCUGACCCCACCAUCGUGUGCACCUCCUUCAAGAAGAAUCGUUUUUACAUGUUUACCAAACGUGAACCAGAAGACACAAAGAGUGCAGACUCUGACAGAGAUAUCUUCAACGAGAAACCAUCUAAAGAAGAAGUGAUGGCAGCCACCCAGGCCGAAGGACCGAAACGCGUUUCUGACAGCGCCAUCAUCCACACCAGUAUGGGUGAUAUACACGUUAAGCUCUUUCCUGUUGAAUGUCCUAAGACAGUGGAGAACUUUUGUGUGCACAGCCGUAAUGCAUAUUACAACAGCCACGUAUUUCACCGAAUCAUAAAGGGGUUUAUGAUUCAAACUGGAGACCCUACGGGGACAGGAAUGGGUGGAGAAAGUAUCUGGGGUGGAGAGUUUGAGGAUGAAUUCCAUGCCACACUAAGGCAUGACCGCCCCUACACACUCAGUAUGGCAAAUGCUGGUGCCGGUACCAACGGCUCCCAGUUCUUCAUAACUGUAGUACCAACUCCUUGGCUAGACAACAAGCACACCGUAUUUGGGCGGGUGACCAAAGGAAUGGAAGUAGUCCAGAGGAUCUCCAACAGCAAGGUUAACCCUAAGACAGAUAAGCCCUAUGAAGAUAUUACCAUUAUUAGCAUCACUGUUAAAUAGAAUGUCUUUUAUACCAGUUGUACAAACAUUUCCGAUUGUCUUUUUAUAAAAUAAAAAAAAACUUAAUAAAAUGU